Molecule: messenger RNA, 1641 nt
Organism: Chenopodium quinoa (quinoa)
Lineage: Eukaryota; Viridiplantae; Streptophyta; Magnoliopsida; Caryophyllales; Amaranthaceae
Product: F-box protein At4g00755-like
Exons: 6
Coding region: 208-1335 (375 amino acids)
Molecular function (GO): protein binding
Source: RefSeq, a predicted model, not a curated record
CAAACGUUACAUUCAAGUAUUAUCUAUCUAUCUAUCUUGCGAGUUGAGAAGGAAAGGAAAAGAAAAGAAAAGAAAAGGGGCGAUCAUCAUUUUGGAUUUUCUCUCUCCUAGGGUUUCUUUAAUUCUUCCUCUGAAUUUCUUUCCUGUCGGUGAAGAUUAGGUUGUAGAAGCUGAAAAGAGCUCGGAGUUUUGUUCGUGAGAUAUUCGAUGAUGGAAUUUCAAUGGGAUUUUUUAGAAUCCCUUGAUCCUGAUGUUUCGAGUAAGAUACUUAUGAGCUUGGAUGAUCCUGCUGAUAUCGUCCGUGCCUGCUCCGUGUCGAGAGCGUGGCGUGAUUUUGUGAUAAGUAAUGGUAUAUGCAAGCAUUUGUGCCUACGACUCUUUCCUAAACUCUCUGGCAUUGUUCGUAUCAUAGAUACGAGCAACAAAGAAGAUGUUGGCUGCAGCCGGUUUGUUGAAUUGGAGCAUUUGAAAAAGGAACACAAAGCGUAUGUUGCUUUAGCCCGGGGUCUUACAUCAUCAGAGGUGGGUGAAUGCCUUUCAAAUGCCAUAAGUGCUUCCAGCACAGAUAAUUAUCCGGAAGAAGGUCUUCACAACACUUUGGAAUCCAGGGAACGAAUUGGACGUAGACCUUCAUACUGGUCAAGCUCAGGACAAAGCAACCCUGAAGUACCCGAGAGACUAACUUAUCAGUUAAUUUCUGACUUUUGUAUAAUUACUGAAAUAAAUGUUCAACCUUUCCAAGCCUUUUUUCAAUCAGAUUCACCUAUAUACUCUGCAAAAGCAGUUCGCUUCCACAUGGGUCACAGAAUAUUGCCUGAUGAUGAUGGAGAUCAAUGUGAUGAAAUUCAUGAAGGCCACGAAUGUGCGGAGAAAAAAUUUGUUUGGACUUACACUUCACAAGAUUUUCCAAUGACACAGGAGAAUCGGCUACAAAAUUUCAAGCUUCCAGAGCCUGUUCUUUGCUUUGGUGGAUAUCUGCAGAUAGAGCUUCUGGGUAGAGUUCAGAGGCAAGAAAUGGAUGGACUCUUCUACAUAUGUGUGGCACAUGUUCAAGUUCUGGGGCGUUCUUUGGACCCUGUUUUCGGGGUUAAAUCUCUUGAUCCAAGUGGAAGAUUUACACUUGUGCACAAUCCUCAGGCCAAGUUCUCUGCCCCUCGUAGCAGUAAUGAGGAAUCUGAUGAAAUCAGUGUAACACCAGAGAUGGUGCAAAGACAUGUUAGAGGUUGGGAGCAGAUUCUAAACAUGUUACGGGGAACUCUAGGGGUUGAAGUAUAUGAUUCUGAGGAUGAGAUCCUCUAUUCGGAAGAUGAGAUGGCUGAGGAGCUUGAGCUUUAAACUUUUAUGUCAAGUGUCACAUUUUUCAUGUUGUACUAGUCAAUCAGUCAUUCCAUCGCAUGCAUCUAAUGACCAUGUAUCUCACAUUGAAGUCAUUUGAUGAUUGAACUCUGGAUGAGAAAGACGAUUUGCCAGUUACUGUUCUUGUUAAAUCGUUUAAUAAGUAUUGUCAAUGUUUCCUGUGCAUUGAGACUGGUCCAUAGCUCUGUAAAUAGCUUCUAACAAGCAAGAAGAGUUCGCUGUUACUUGUAUUACUUGAUGAUUGAGCGAUUUUUCGUGGUUGACUAGUUACUAAUUUGUUAUGAA